Messenger RNA from Saprolegnia parasitica CBS 223.65, 1167 nucleotides. RefSeq lists its product as hypothetical. The coding region runs from base 1 to 1167 and encodes 388 amino acids. NCBI's taxonomy places the organism in Eukaryota, Oomycota, Saprolegniomycetes, Saprolegniales, Saprolegniaceae. The record is from RefSeq and is a predicted model, not a curated record. Gene Ontology annotation, molecular function: protein tyrosine/serine/threonine phosphatase activity. The transcript has 4 exons. Gene Ontology annotation, biological process: protein dephosphorylation.
AUGGGGGGUACGCAGUCGGCGCCGGUCACGGACACGGCCCCAUUCUCCGUGGUUCCAUCCACCCCGGCGAUCCCCAAGGCGCCACGGACGUCGGUCGUUGGCGAGACGGAGGACGGAGCACUCUCUCGGGCAGCCAAGCUCGCGCAGGCCGCGCCGCAGCUCUCGAUGGUCCGGCCGCACCUUUUGAUCGCCGGACAUCGCGCGCAAUGGCCGACGGCAGGCGACUACGCACUGAUCAACUGCGCGCGCGAAGCUCUCUUUCCUGACGACUGCGUACCGCCGGCACAUGUCCGGCCCAUCUUGUCGUUGGCGCUGCGGGACGGGCCCAGCCAGGAGCUAUUGCCGUUCUUGCCGCGCGUGCUCGCGGCCAUGGCCGACGCCGGCGUCGUCGUGCUGCUCUGCCAACAAGGAGUGUCGCGGUCCUGCUCGUUUGCGAUCGCAGCGCUCAUGUGCAACGAAGGCCUUUCGUACGCCGACGCCUUUGCGACAGUGAAAGCGGCCCGACCGAUUUGCAGCCCGAACCCGGGCUUCCUCUGUCAGCUGCUUGAGCUCGAGACGUACCGCACCGAUCGCAGCAAGCGCCCGCCCGUCUAUUGCUUCGGCCCCCACGGCGCCCACGAUGCUCAUACAUGGGUGCUCACCGCGUGCCAUGUGCCCAACUCGCGCCGCGCCGCUCGCCCGACUCAAGUCGAGCGCCAUACCAAGGCCCUUUUAGCCUACUGCUUGCCGGAAGCCGUGCAUGUAUGGUGCGGCGCGACCGCUGAGACAUCGCAAGUCGGCCCAAUGGAGCAUGAGAUUCGCGAGCUCUAUGCACGGUCGACGGCGUUCCUAUCGCUUCUGCAAACGACCUCCGAGACCGCCUUUGCGUACGGUUGCUACGAUGUGGUCGCGCCACCGACGCCGCCCCUUCUCGUUGUCGAGCCAGAGACACCAAUUGCAACAGCCAGUCGGGCGGUCUUGUCCGUGGCGACGCAUCUCGAUGGACCGUGGGAGGUGCUGCGCGAUGCCUCGACGGCAUUCGUGUGGCUUGGCGCCGACCACCCGGCCACGCCAAGCGACGUCGUUUCCGCCAAGCUUCGCGCCGCCGGCGCCAUCGGGCCCAUCACGAUCGUGCUCCAAGGCGACGAAGGCGAGCCUUUCUGGGACGCCUAUGAAAGCGGCUACUGA